AUGUUUGGAAAUGCCAUGGGGCUCCGCCCCCUUGCAGUCAUGUUGGAGCUGGAUGCUGACCUCCUGGCCACGCCUCCGCUGGACGCCCUCCUGACUUCGGAGCCUUCGCCCACACUCAGCUCGCUCGCCCUGCUGUCGUGUGUGAAAACGGAGCCGGAGGAGCUUGAGUUAGAGUCGCUGUCCACCGCCGAGCUGGCGCGUGAUCAGAUCCGCAUGGAGAUUAGCGGCCUGGACUACAUCAAGUCUGAGGCGCACUAUGAGACCGGCUCUGUCUACGAUUACAUCUCCCAGGUCUCGGACUCCCUGGAGUACCUGAAAGCCGAGCAGAUGGACCUUCAGUGCUAUUACGAGUUCCGGUCAGAUUAUUCGGAGCCGAGUCUGGAGUCGAUCCACAUGGCCGAGCUGCGGUCCGAACUGCACAAGCUCCACCCAGACGCAGUGCUGCUGGAUGGCCUGAAGGUGGAGCCAGAGAGCAGCGCCGAGCCGAGUCUGUACGAUCUGCAGCCUCCGAAGACUCUGAGCGGGAGCACACCGAGGAAGAGCGCCACCAACAGGAAGCAGAGGAACAUGCAGGGAGAGAAGGCGUUCUCGUGCACACAGUGUGGGAAGAACUUCAGCACGCUGGGGAACCUGAAGACGCACCAGCGCAUCCACACGGGCGAGCGGCCGUACUGCUGUUCUCAGUGCGGGAAGAGCUUUGGUCAGGCGGGCAACCUGAAGAGGCACCAGCUGAUCCACACGGGCCACAAGCCGUACGUGUGCGCCCACUGCCCCAAGGGAUUCACCAAGGCAGACGACCUGCGGGCCCACCAGAGGCUGCACACAGGGGAGCGGCCUUUUCUCUGUUCCACCUGCGGGAAGAGCUUUGGCCAGUCCAAAGAGCUAAAGGCGCAUCAGCUGAGCCACACGGGCGAGCGACCGUACUGCUGCGCGCACUGCGGCAAGAGCUUCACCAAGGAGACCAGUUACCGUAACCACGUGCACAUCCAUACAGGCGAGCGCCCCUUCUGCUGCUCGCAGUGCGGAAAGGCCUUCAGCAAUGCCGGAGUGCUUAAGACCCACGAGAAGAUCCACUCUGGAGAGCGCCCCUUCGGCUGUACGCAGUGCGGGAAGAGCUUCGGGCGUCUCGGACAUCUGAAGGCGCACCAGCAGAUCCACACGGGCGAGCGUCCGUACGCCUGCACCCACUGUGGCAAAGCAUUCAGCCAGAGCGGCCACCUGAGAGCACACGAGCAGAUCCACAAGAGAGGGGCUAGCGAGGAGGCUAACGGUGCUAACACCAGCGAGCAGAUCCACAGAAGAGGAGCGAGUGAAGACGUCUCUAAUGAUGUUAAUGGUGCUAACGAUGCUAUCACCAACGAGCAGAUCCACGAGAGGGGAGGAGCUAAUGAACACGCUAACAAGGAGCAUAAGGAAGGCCAUGCUAACGCCAUCGACCAGCAAAUAUACGCAAGGUUAGCCAACAAAGACCACACCAAUGCUGCUAACGAGGGGGGAAGAGCGGAUGGAAGCCACGCCCACAUGGAGAUGGACAUAAGGGCCGAGGCUAAUGAAGAGUGCGCAGAGGAAGGAGCCGGAGCUAACGACAGCAGCUAA
Messenger RNA from Knipowitschia caucasica, 1596 nucleotides. The record is from the annotation of a GenBank genome assembly. NCBI's taxonomy places the organism in Eukaryota, Metazoa, Chordata, Actinopteri, Gobiiformes, Gobiidae.